Vespula pensylvanica (western yellowjacket) is the source of this 1473-nucleotide messenger RNA. RefSeq names its product transcription factor MafB-like. The record is from RefSeq and is a predicted model, not a curated record. The transcript has a single exon. The coding region runs from base 1 to 567 and encodes 188 amino acids. NCBI's taxonomy places the organism in Eukaryota, Metazoa, Arthropoda, Insecta, Hymenoptera, Vespidae.
AUGCUAGUCGAUGUUAAAGACGAGGACAAAGAAAUAUCUCGUAUGAUGGAAAAGAUUCCGAAAAGAUCAUCAUGUCGUAACACGUUAACGUUGACUUCGAGACAUUUUAUUCCAUAUAUCGAUAGCUCUAGUUGGCUUUAUGUAGAUCCAAAUCCUAUUUUCCACGUUGCCACACCUGCGACAUGUACUCAAUAUUUGGAAUACGCUAUGCCGCCACCGAAAAGAAAAAUCCAUCGUCGUCAUCGUCACCACCACCACCACCACCAUCAUCGUCGUCGUCAUCAUCGUCAUCAUCGUCAAUGUCACGAAAGACACCGACGAGUGAUGAGUGAUCCGGGUAGAGGAACUUGGAAUCCCCUCGAUAAUUCUUUUCAAACGAAACAACGUCGAAGAGGGUUUAGUUUCAGUGAAUAUAUCAAUGAUGUUCCCGCUCCGACAGAAGAGACACCGAUAAUACAUCGAAACGGCGAAGAUAAGAUUCCACCGUCCGAGGAAACUAGCGCAUCGACUUUCAGAAAAGUGCCAUGGCACCCCAAUUUACAUAUGCUGAAAAUAAGAAGAACGUGAAAUAGCGCAUGUCCGCUGUGGGAAUGCUAAUAAUACGAUAAUUCCUCCAAGUAACAUCCAACGGUUAUCGCUUGCGAGUAUAGACAUUUUUCACUUAACGCGCUCCAUCAUCUCGAUUGAUUAUGAACAUAUAUUUGUGUGUGUGUCUGAUGUGUGUAUAGCACGCACACAUCGUCAUACAUACAUAACACACACACACACACACACACACACACCGCGCGCGCGCGCACAGAUAAAAUAUGUAUGAACUAACAUACGUAGAUGACAUCAACUUUAUUUAUUGCAUGCACUUAGUUGUCGUCAAUUCGAUCAUAUAAAUUUAGACUUCACGUUACUUGCGGAAGAACGCAACUUGCUUUAUUUAUUUCAUUAAAAUUAUUUGUACAUACAUACAUACAUAGAUAGAAAAAGGAGCCAGGUUCCAUGAAUCUUCGAAAAUGGAGAGGAAACAAAGUUAACAGCGAUUGGCUCGGUAUUUAUCCGGAAUACGUUUUUUUUUUUAAAUACAUUCAAAAGUUCCUUCGAACUUUUCAGAGGAAAUGGUUUAGAUAAUAUUAUCCCUGUAGAAUGAUUUCAUACAUAAAUCUCUACAUAACGUUAUUUCAGUUUUAUUGUUAAGAUAAUACUAUAUUUUUAUUAUUUUAAGAAAACUAUACAAAUGAUUUCGGUCAUUCAAUCUCCUUCGCGCGAUAUAGCUAUGUACGUGUACAUAUUUCGAAGAUGCUUCGAACAUUAAACCGAAAUUUAAGCGUUUUAAAUAGAAAUUACGUCUAACAUAACGACUCGAUUACCUAGAAAAUCGUAAUAACAUUGCACACGAUUUAUUUAGUGUUGUUAAAAAGACGACAUGCCAGAUAUAAUGAUCAGACGAUUAAUAUUUAUAAUAAAAUAUUUUUUAUGAUCAUA